GCCCAAAUCAAAGAAGGCCUAGGGUUUCCCUGCCCUCAUAUAAAGAACUAAAACCCCAAAUUAGGGUUUCCUACGCUCAUUAUUAUCGUGAUUCAGUCGCCUUGUUCAUCCCUCUUCACCAGCACCUUCAUCUAACCUUCACAGCUUGCAAUCAUGGGGAAGACUCGAGGAAUGGGAGCUGCCCGCAAGCUUAAGUCCCAUCGUAGAAGGCAGCGAUGGGCAGAUAAAAGCUACAAGAAAUCCCAUCUUGGAAAUGAGUGGAAGAAACCUUUUGCCGGAUCUUCCCACGCUAAGGGCAUUGUUUUGGAAAAGAUUGGUAUUGAAGCUAAGCAGCCUAACUCUGCUAUCAGAAAGUGUGCUCGUGUGCAGCUGAUUAAGAAUGGAAAAAAGAUCGCUGCUUUUGUGCCCAAUGAUGGUUGUUUGAACUUCAUUGAGGAAAAUGACGAGGUUUUGAUUGCUGGGUUUGGUCGUAAAGGACAUGCUGUUGGAGAUAUUCCCGGAGUUCGAUUUAAGGUCGUUAAGGUUGCCGGUGUUUCUCUUCUAGCUCUCUUUAAGGAAAAGAAGGAAAAGCCUAGGUCUUAGGUGGAAGGUGUUGGCGUUUGAUUCAAUUUUGCCUAGUUUAAAUGAAAGACCCUCUAAUGGAGACUGAAUGUUCUUGUUCUUGAAAAGGGAUACACUGUCUUCUGUUGUUCUAGGAAUGUCUUUAAUAUAGAUGGUUUUCUGUAUACUAUCACUAUGAGAGUUAUUUGGUUAAUUUUUCCAUUUGAUAAUGUGCAUGCAAAUCUCUUAUCUU
Messenger RNA from Spinacia oleracea (spinach), 793 nucleotides. Its product is annotated as 40S ribosomal protein S23. Gene Ontology annotation, cellular component: ribosome; small ribosomal subunit. Lineage: Eukaryota; Viridiplantae; Streptophyta; Magnoliopsida; Caryophyllales; Amaranthaceae. The transcript is spliced from 4 exons. Gene Ontology annotation, molecular function: structural constituent of ribosome. The record is from RefSeq and is a predicted model, not a curated record. Bases 154 to 582 code for a protein of 142 amino acids. Gene Ontology annotation, biological process: translation.